CAUUAUCAUCUGCUACUAUUGUGAAUCCAUUAUCUACAUCUCCGUUAUUGUUACCUGCUAAUGUUUCAAUAUUAUGUCAAGCGAAUCAAAAUAAUGGAAAUCAAGAUCAUAAUAAUGAAAACGUUAUAAGUGAAGAAACAGUGAUACAAAGUUAUAUGAUGUCUGAUGAAGAAGAUCAACUCGAGAUAUUGGAGGAUGAAGAAGAAAGUGAUGAGGGCAGCCAAAGCAGUUAUAUAAUGUCUGAUAAAUUGUUUAAUGAAGAUCAACUCGAAAUAUUAGAAGAUAAAGAGAAAGAUGAUGAAGGCAGUCAAGACAGUCAUAUAAUAUAUGACAAACUAUUUAAUAAGGAUCAACUCGAAGUAUUGAAAGAUGAAGAAGAUGAUGAUGAAGAUGUUAUAGCCAUAGAAAAUAUGAAUGGAUCAUCAUGUAAACGCGAAAUGCAAGCAAGAG
Messenger RNA from Funneliformis mosseae, 450 nucleotides. NCBI's taxonomy places the organism in Eukaryota, Fungi, Glomeromycota, Glomeromycetes, Glomerales, Glomeraceae. The record is from the annotation of a GenBank genome assembly.